Messenger RNA from Lactuca sativa (garden lettuce), 2289 nucleotides. The record is from RefSeq and is a predicted model, not a curated record. NCBI's taxonomy places the organism in Eukaryota, Viridiplantae, Streptophyta, Magnoliopsida, Asterales, Asteraceae.
AUGGCGGCAGGAGAUGGCGAUAGGGAGGAAGAUCUUUCGGUGGCUGGAGAUGUCGAUGGAAGCCACGCGAUUGAACGAGCCGAACACAAAAGGAUUAGGGCGUCUUUUUUAAUUUCAGAUGGGAUUGCAAAUCUGAAUCGGUAUUCAGUCUGUGUUUUGGAGCAAAAUGGUAUUUCGGUAAUUUGUCAGCUUGGGUUUUUUACGGAAAUUGGAGAAAUAAUGCCUCCUAAGUAUUUAUCUGGUAGUCAAAAACGUAAAAAGAGAAAAAAAAUUGAAGAAUCAACAAAGGCUAAUAGUGGUUCUCUAGAUAAGUUUUUCCAAAAAAAACUUAAAGUUCCUUCUCAAAAUCAAAAUAAUGAUGAUAUUCCUGAUAAUUUGGGUGUUGAUGUCGAAGGAGAUCAAAUUAAUGACGUUAAUGUUGAUAAUGUUAAUUUCGAUGGAGAUCCUGUUGAUGUUGAUGAUGGUAAUGACGAUGGUGAUAACAUUGAAGAUGAUGACAUGGUGAAACGUUUGGUAGAGAAAGGUCCUAAAAGGGAUAAUACUAUUGAUAAGGGUCCACCUGAUAGAUUUUCUAGACGGUUUUCUACAACUAUGUAUACUAGAACUCUGCCAAAUAAACAGACAUGUAACAGGGAAUGGCUAAAAAGGGAUCCCGAAAGAUUGAAAGUUAAUGAAACAAUUGAUAAAGUGGUGUAUGAUCAAUUUAAGAAAGAAAGGGAGCAUUGGAAACAAGUACUAUUGAGGAUUAUUGCACUACUGAAAUAUUUGGCUAAAUAUAAUUUAGCAUUUCGUGGAACAAAUGAAAAAUUAUAUCAAAAGAGUAAUGGAAACUUUCUUGGAGCGAUUGAGAUGUUUGAAGAGUUUGACCUGGUUAUGAAAGAGCAUGUGCGUCGUAUCAAAAAUGAUGAGAUCCAUGUACAUUAUCUUGGCCACAAAAUCCAAAAUGAGGUGAUACUUUUACUAGCUGAUGAAAGUAAACGAGAAAUCAUUAAAAAAGUAAAGGAAGCAAAAUAUUACUCCAUCAUACUUGAUUGUACCCCUGAUACAAGUCACCAAGAACAAAUGUCUUUGAUAGUGAGGUAUGUAAAUUUCUCCUCCAAUGAUGUUACUGUUGAAGAAUCCUUUUUAGGUUUUUUGAAUGUUAAUGAUACCACUGGUAAAGGGCUCUUUGAUAUUACACACAAUGAAUUAAAAUCUCUUGGUCUUGAUAUUGAUGAUAUGCGGGGGCAAGGGUAUGACAAUGGAUCAAACAUGAGAGGAAAACAUCAAGGAGUUCAAAAGAGAUUUUUGGACAUAAAUUCUAGAGCAUUUUAUACUCCAUGUGGUUGUCAUAGUCUUAAUCUUGCACUGUGUGACAUGGCUAACAGUUGUAGUAAAGCUAGAGAUUUUUUUGGAGUCAUACAACGAGUAUAUACAAUAUUUUCCAAUUCUACUAAGAGGUGGCAAAUUCUGAAAGAGAAUAUCAAAGGUUUGACUCCAAAGUCAUUGUCUGCCACUCGGUGGGAAGCUUUACUUGAAGUUGCGGAAAAAGACAACGAUGCUAAAAUCCAAAGUGAAGCUAAAUCGCUAGCAAAUAAUGAGCUUGGUGGAUUUGAGUUUUUGGUAUCCAUAGUCAUUUGGUAUCAAAUAUUGUACAUGGUGAACUUAGUUAGCAAAAAAUUACAAUCAAAAGAUAUGCUUCUCGAUGUUGCUAUUAACGAAGUGAAUAUGCUAAUUGAGUACUUCAAAGAUUUUAGAGAAACAGGGUUCUCCAAGGCAAUUGAUGAUGCGAAGGAACUUUCCGUUGAAAUGAAUAUUGAUCCGGUAUUCUCUCAAAAUUGGCCGGUUAGUAGAAAAAAACAAUUUGAUGAGAAUUCAAGUGAUCAAGAUGUUGUAUUUUCAGCCGAGGAGAAUUUUAAAGAAUUUGAUGACAAAGAUCUCAAGUCAUGUUGUCGCCGUCUUGAAGCCGCACUUAAGUCUGGUGAACAAUCAGAUAUCGAUUCUCAUGAACUUUAUAUGGAGUUAAAGCUGCUUGACAUGUUCUUACCGAGUGAAAUUACGAGCCCUAUUGAUGUUUUAAAGUAUAUGAAAAAAGUCGAUUGUUUUCCUAAUGCAACUAUUGCCUACAAAAUCUUGUUGACUAUUCCCGUAACGGUCGCGUCUGCAGAAAGAAGUUUUUCAAAGCUAAAGUUGUUGAAGUCCUACCUAAGGUCCACAAUGUCACAAGAAAGACUUAAUGGAUUGGCGAACAAUUUUGCUUUGAACAAUUUUGCUUCCAAGAAUGCUAGGAAAGUCUCGCAAUUCAUGUAG